UGAUGCAUAAAUGUAUAGAAAAAUAGGUGGGGGCGGAGGGGGAGAGAGAAGGGACCAGGGUAUAAAAAGGGCCCACAAGGGACCAAUUCCAGGCUCCCAGCACCCAGCUCCCCAAGCGCUCAGGGUCCUGUGGACAGCUCACCUGGCUGCAAUGGCUGCAGACCCUCAGAGCUCUGUGCUCCUGGCCUUCGCCCUGCUCUGCCUGCCCUGGCCUCAGGAGGUGGGCGCCUUCCCGGCCAUGCCCUUGUCCAGCCUGUUUGCUAACGCUGUGCUCCGGGCCCAGCACCUGCACCAGCUGGCUGCCGACACCUACAAAGAGUUUGACGUGGAGCUGCUCCGCUUCUCCCUGCUGCUCAUCCAGUCGUGGCUCGGGCCCGUGCAGUUCCUCAGCAGGGUCUUCACCAACAGCCUGGUGUUUGGCACCUCAGACCGAGUCUAUGAGAAGCUGAAGGACCUGGAGGAAGGCAUCCAAGCGCUGAUGCGGGAGCUAGAAGACGGCAGCCCCCGGGCUGGGCAGAUCCUGAAGCCAACGUAUGACAAGUUUGACACAAGCCUGCGCAGCGACGACGCACUGCUCAAGAACUACGGGCUGCUCUCCUGCUUCAAGAAGGACCUGCACAAGGCUGAGACCUACCUGCGGGUCAUGAAGUGUCGUCGCUUCGUGGAAAGCAGCUGUGCCUUCUAGCUGCCGGGGCCUCCCUUUCACCCCCUCCCCAGAUCUUCCCCUGACCCUGGAAAGGGCCACUCCGGUGUCCACUGUGCUUUCCUAAUAAAAUUAAGUUGCAUCACA
Messenger RNA from Ailuropoda melanoleuca (giant panda), 790 nucleotides. It is a transcript of the gene GH1, whose product is annotated as somatotropin. Lineage: Eukaryota; Metazoa; Chordata; Mammalia; Carnivora; Ursidae. Gene Ontology annotation, biological process: positive regulation of tyrosine phosphorylation of STAT protein; response to nutrient levels; growth hormone receptor signaling pathway. The transcript is spliced from 4 exons. The coding region runs from base 11 to 685 and encodes 224 amino acids. Gene Ontology annotation, cellular component: extracellular region. Gene Ontology annotation, molecular function: growth hormone receptor binding; hormone activity; growth factor activity. The record is from RefSeq and is a predicted model, not a curated record.